This is a messenger RNA of Chrysochloris asiatica (Cape golden mole), 4191 nucleotides long. RefSeq names its product enhancer of mRNA decapping 4 (gene EDC4). The transcript has 29 exons. Gene Ontology annotation, biological process: deadenylation-independent decapping of nuclear-transcribed mRNA. The coding region runs from base 196 to 4191 and encodes 1331 amino acids. NCBI's taxonomy places the organism in Eukaryota, Metazoa, Chordata, Mammalia, Afrosoricida, Chrysochloridae. The record is from RefSeq and is a predicted model, not a curated record. Gene Ontology annotation, cellular component: P-body. Gene Ontology annotation, molecular function: protein binding.
UGCACGAGCAUCGACAUCGAGGACGCCACGCAGCACCUACGGGACAUUCUCAAGCUGGACCGGCCCGCGGGGGGCUCCAGUGCAGAGAACCAGCGGCCAUCCAACGGCUACAAUGGGGAUCUCAACGGGCUCCUGGUUCCAGACCCCCUCAGCUCAGGUGAUGGUACCUCAACAAGCAAGCCUGGUCUCCGAGCCAUGCCACCCAUUAACCUGCAGGAGAAGCAGGUCAUCUACCUCUCGGGAGACGACAGUUCCACUUGCAUUGGAAUUUUAGCCAAGGAAGUGGAGAUUGUGGCCAGCAGUGACUCCAGCAUUUCCAGCAAAGCACGGGGAAGCAACAAGGUAAAAAUCCAGCCUGUAGCCAAGUACGACUGGGAGCAGAAAUACUAUUAUGGCAAUCUGAUUGCUGUGUCCAACUCCUUCUUGGCUUAUGCCAUUCGGGCUGCCAACAAUGGUUCAGCAAUGGUACGAGUAAUCAGUGUCAGCACAUCGGAGCGGACCCUGCUCAAGGGCUUCACAGGCAGUGUUGCUGAUCUGGCCUUUGCACACCUCAACUCCCCACAGCUGGCCUGCCUAGAUGAGGCAGGCAACCUGUUUGUAUGGCGCUUGGCUCUAAUUAAUGGCAAAAUUCAAGAAGAGAUCUUGGUCCACAUCCGGCAGCCGGAAGGCACACCACUGAACCACUUCCGCAGGAUCAUCUGGUGCCCUUUCAUCCCCGAAGAGAGCGAGGACUGCUGCGAAGAGGGCAGCCCAACGGUGGCCCUGCUUCAUGAGGACCGGGCUGAGGUGUGGGACCUGGACAUGGUGCGCUCCAGCCACAGCACUUGGCCUCUGGAUGCUAGCCAGAUCAAACAGGGCUUCAUCGUGGUGAAAGGCCACAGCACAUGCCUGAGUGAAGGGGCCCUCUCUCCUGAUGGAACUGUCCUAGCUACUGCCAGCCAUGAUGGCUAUGUCAAGUUUUGGCAGAUUUACAUUGAAGGGCAGGAUGAACCAAGGUGUCUUCAUGAGUGGAAGCCACAUGAUGGACGGCCCCUUUCCUGCCUCCUGUUCUGUGACAAUCACAAGAAGCAGGACCCUGAGGUCCCAUUCUGGAGGUUCCUCAUUACUGGUGCUGACCAGAAUCGAGAGCUAAAGAUGUGGUGCACAGUGUCCUGGACUUGCCUGCAGACCAUUCGCUUCUCCCCAGAUAUCUUCAGUUCAGUGAAUGUGCCCCCGAGCCUUAAGGUUUGCUUGGACCUUUCGGCAGAGUACUUGAUUCUCAGUGAUGUGCAACGGAAGGUUCUCUAUGUGAUGGAACUGCUGCAGAACCAGGAGGAGGGCCACGCCUGCUUCAGCUCUAUCUCUGAGUUCCUGCUUACCCAUCCUGUGCUGAGCUUUGGCAUCCAGGUUGUGAGUCGUUGCCGGCUACGGCACACCGAGGUGCUUCCUGCAGAGGAAGAAAACGAUGGUCUGGGAGCUGAUGGUGCCCAAGGAGUUGGGACCGUGGAGUCUGCAGCCGGUGUGCUCAUCAAGCUCUUCUGUGUGCAUACCAAGGCCUUGCAAGAUGUGCAGAUUCGCUUCCAGCCUCAGCUGAACCCUGAUGUGGUAGCCCCACUCCCCGUCCACACUGCCCACGAGGACUUUGCAUUUGGAGAGUCUCAGCCUGAGCUGGGCCCUGAGGGCCUGGGAUCCACUGCUCACGGCUCACAGCCCGACUUGCGCCGCAUUGUAGAGCUGCCAGCACCUGCAGACUUCCUAAGUCUGAGCAGUGAGCCCAAGCCCAAACUCAUGACACCUGAUGCCUUCAUGACACCCAGUGCUUCCCUGCAGCAGAUUACUGCACCUGCCGGCAGCGGUGGUAGUAGCAGCAGUAGUAGCAGUAGUAGCAGCUCUUCUCUAACAGCUGUGUCCGCUGGGAGUAGCACCUUGGCCAUGGAGCCCUCUUUGCCCAGACCACCUGAGGAGCUGACCUUGAGUCCCAAGCUGCAGCUAGAUGGCAGCCUGACCAUAAGCAGCAGUAGCCUGCAAGCAAGUCCUCGAAGUCUCCUGCCAGGCCUGCUCCCAAGCCCAGGCGACAAGCUGACAAAUAAGGGGCCUGUGCAGGUACCUACUGCUGCCUCGUCAUUGUCCCUGGAGCUACAGGAGGUGGAACCUCUGGGGCUGCCCCAGGCCUCUCCCAGCCGGACUCGCUCCCCUGAUGUUAUCUCCUCAGCUUCUACUGCCCUGUCCCAAGACAUCCCUGAGAUUGCAUCUGAGGCCCUCUCCCGGGGCUUUGGCUCCUCUGCUCCUGAGGGCCUUGAGCCAGACUGUAUGGCUUCAGCUGCCUCAGCACUCCACCUUCUGUCUCCCCGGCCCAGGCCAGGCCCUGAGCUGGGCCCACAGCUUGGUCUGGAUGGAGCCACUGGGGAUAGUGAUCGACACAAUACUCCCUCCCUCCUGGAGGCAGCCUUGACCCAAGAGAGUGCAACCCCUGACAGUCAGGUGUGGCCUACAGCCCCUGACAUUACCCGUGAAACCUGCAGCAGCCUGGCAGAGAGCCCCAGAAAUGGCAUCCAGGAGAAACACAAGAGCCUGGCCUUCCACCGGCCCCCAUACCACCUCCUACAGCAGCAUGACAGCCAGGAUGCCAGUGCCGAGCAAAGUGACCAUGAUGACGAAGUGGCCAGCCUUGCCUCUGCCUCAGGGGGCUUUAGCACCAAAGUUCCUACUCCACGGCUGCCUGCCAAGGACUGGAAGACUAAAGGGUCCCCUCGGUCCUCACCCAAGCUCAAAAGGAAGAGCAAGAAGGAUGAUGGGAAUUCAGCUGUGGGACCCCGGCUUACGGAGCACCUGGUUGGAGAGCCCCCUGAGGACUGGCCAGCAAUCAUUUGGCAACAGCAAAGAGAGCUGGCAGAGCUUCGGGACACUCAAGAAGAGCUGUUGCGGCGCGUGUGCAGCCAGCUGGAAGGCCUACAGAGCACCGUCACAGGUCACGUCGAACGAGCCUUGGAGACUCGGCAUGAGCAGGAGCAGCGGCGGUUAGAGCGGGCACUGGCGGAGGGGCAGCAGCGAGGUGGACAGUUGCAGGAGCAGCUGACGCAACAGCUGUCCCAGGCACUGUCUUCAGCUGUGGCUGGGCGGCUGGAGCGCAGCAUCCGUGACGAGAUCAAGAAGACAGUGCCUCCAUGUGUCUCCAGGAGCUUGGAGCCUGUGGCAGGCCAGCUGAGCAGCUCAGUGGCCACCAAGCUAACAGCCGUUGAGGGUACCAUGAAAGAAAACAUCUCCAAACUUCUCAAGUCCAAGAACCUGACAGAUGCCAUAGCCCGUGCAGCAGCAGACACGUUACAAGGACCGAUGCAGGCCGCCUACCGCGAAGCCUUCCAGAGCGUGGUGCUGCCUGCCUUUGAGAAGAGCUGCCAGGCCAUGUUCCAGCAGAUCAAUGAUAGCUUCCGGCUAGGCACACAGGAAUACUUGCAGCAGCUGGAGAGCCACAUGAAGAGUAGGAAGGCACGAGAACAAGAAGCACGGGAGCCAGUGCUGGCCCAACUGCGAGGUCUGGUCAGCACACUACAGGGCGCCACCGAGCAGAUGGCAGCCACUGUGUCCAGCAGCGUCCGGGCUGAAGUGCAGCACCAGCUGCAUGUGGCUGUGGGCAGCCUACAGGAAUCCAUUUUGGCCCAGGUACAGCGCAUUGUAAAGGGUGAGGUGAGUGUGGCACUCAAAGAACAGCAGGCUGCCGUCACAUCCAGCAUCAUGCAAGCCAUGCGCUCAGCUGCUGCUACACCAGUCCCUGCUACCCACCUUGACAGCCAGGCCCAGCAAGCACACAUCCUACAGCUGCUGCAGCAGGGCCACCUCAAUCAGGCCUUCCAGCAGGCCCUGACAGCUGCAGAUUUGAACCUGGUGCUGUAUGUGUGUGAAACUGUGGACCCAGGCCAGGUUUUUGGGCAGCCUCCCUGCCCUCUCUCCCAGCCUGUGCUCCUCUCCCUCAUCCAGCAACUAGCCUCUGACCUUGGCACUCGAACUGACCUCAAGCUCAGCUACCUGGAGGAGGCCGUGAUGCACUUGGACCACAGUGACCCCAUCACUCGGGACCACAUGGGCUCUGUCAUGGCCCAGGUGCGCCAGAAGCUCUUCCAGUUUUUGCAGGCUGAGCCACACAACUCACUUGGCAAAGCGGCCCGUCGUCUCAGCCUCAUGCUACAUGGCCUUGUAGCCCCCAGCCUCCCGUAG